AUGUCUAAAGUUUCUCGAAAAGACGGUAAAAAACCUCAUUAUUCCUCAAAUUCUCUUCCUGAGCAUAUCCGAAUUCGAGAAUUUCAACCAAAGGACAACGAUGAAAUUCAAAGGAUUUAUGCUAACUCAAUGAUGGACAAUGUCCCAUAUGCUAUCAGUGAUAUCAUGCAGCAUCGUUAUCUUCUUUGUUUAUGGUUAGGUUUAACUUAUUUUACCGUAAAGAAUCAUAGCAAUAUACAUUUACUGUUUAUGCUCCUCGUAUUUUGCGGUUGGGGUUUUUUCCUUUACGUUAAUGUUCGAAGAAUUAUAACAAGUACAAUUUCCUACGAAACUCGACAUGCAAUUCACACUGAUUUGACUAAAAUUUUAGAAAAAUACGGCAAUAAUUUCGUACAGCAACAAACUGAUAAACUUCAUUCACAAGAGAAUAUUGUCGAUACUGUCGAUUCAUUUCAUAAUGAUCGUAUUGCGAAAUUUUGGGUUGCUGUGGAUAAAGAUGCCGGAAAUAAAGUGGUGGGCUUUCUGGAAAUCGUGGACGGUGAAGAUGACGAUCCCCUAAAAAAGCAAUAUAUUAUUGAACCAUAUGCACCUCAUAUAAAGCACUUAUGCGUGGCUACAAAUUAUAAACGGCAAGGAAUCGCUACUGCGUUAUUGAAUCAUGCGAUAAAAUUUAUACAUAAAAAGAAUGCAAAAAGUUUGAGUGUUCUGACUUCCACCUGGCAAGGUCCAGCAAUGGAAAUAUUUUAUCGUUUCGGUUUUAUAGAGGUAAAACGGGGAACUAUGGCCUAUGGAUUUGUUGAAUGUGUAAAACUUAGACUUGAUGUUGAACAAUGGAUUAGGUGCCGUAGAGCACGUAAACAUCGUUCAUCUAUUAGUGACGCGUAA
Messenger RNA from Dentiscutata erythropus, 885 nucleotides. The record is from the annotation of a GenBank genome assembly. NCBI's taxonomy places the organism in Eukaryota, Fungi, Glomeromycota, Glomeromycetes, Diversisporales, Gigasporaceae.